Molecule: messenger RNA, 3637 nt
Organism: Thunnus maccoyii (southern bluefin tuna)
Lineage: Eukaryota; Metazoa; Chordata; Actinopteri; Scombriformes; Scombridae
Gene: cracd
Product: capping protein inhibiting regulator of actin dynamics
Exons: 9
Coding region: 14-3637 (1207 amino acids)
Biological process (GO): negative regulation of barbed-end actin filament capping; maintenance of gastrointestinal epithelium
Source: RefSeq, a predicted model, not a curated record
GUGUGCCGUGACCAUGGCAACAGACGCCACGGAAACUAAGCAUGACAUGCAUUUAGAGGUAACCGAAUCCAAAGGCCAAGAGAGAAGGCGACAGGGCAAAUUCCAGCCCUUCAGAAGACUGUUUGGGAAGAAGAAGAAGCGUGAGACGAAAGUGGGCUUUGAUGGAGCAGAGCUAAAGGCGAGUUUUUCUACUGGGGAAGUGUGCAAUGGAGUUGUAUCUGACAAUGAGGAGCCCAAUCAAAAUCUGAGAGAGUUCAGUCCCAUCGGAUCUCGAGCUCUCUCACACGACAGUAUCUUUAUUCCGGAGGAGCCGGCAACGGAGCCCAGUCCAGAUCACACGAUGUCCCAGGAAAACGUGUCUGAUAAAGUUAGGAAUCUGCAGAGGCAGAUAGCACAAGGUAUAAAGUUCGGCCAGAAGCCUCCCUCUCUGAGGAGAAGUGAGGGAGAUGAGGGUAGUUCAGACGAGGAAGAGGUUCCCCGGAGCCCUCUGAAGGUGAUGGCGCAGGUAGAAGUCGAGCCAGCAAAAACAGAGCCAAAGCAGGUCCAGGAGACCCAACAAGCAGGACUGCACACCACCCCAAUGAAGUCCUUGAGGUCCAAACGAGUUCUUCCACCUACUGGUACGAUCGAGUCUAUCAACCUGGAUGCUGUCCCGCAGUCUGUUCCUCGCUUAGACAACACUGCCGCCAAGCAUAAAUUGUCUGUCAAACCGAAAAAUCAGAGGGUUUCCCGCAAGCACCGGCGGUUUACACAGGAUCUCCAAGAGGUAUCUAUUCCUGGUGUGCUGCUAGAGGAUCUUGAGGCAGCAGGCGUCUCCACAGACGAUCGGCACAGGACAUCUGUUGAAUGGGUUGAGUCCCUUGAAAGCUUGAAGAAACAGAGACUCCAUGAGGAGGAAAUACAAGAAACAAAGAGGAAGCUGGAGGAACAGAGGUUCAGACAGGAGGAAGAGGAGAGAAGGAAGAGGGCAGAGGAGCUGAGGUUGCGUGAACUGGAGGAGGAGAGGUGUCGUAAACAGCAGGAGGAGGAGCGCAUCCGUAAAGAGGAGGAAGAAAGAAGGAUUCGGGAGGAGGCAGAGAGAAGGAGCAGGGAGGAAGAGGAGAGAAGGAUCAGGGAAGAGGAAGAAAGGAGGCGGCGAGAGGAGGAAGAGCAGAUGUGGAAAGAGGAAGAGGAAAAGAGGAUGCGAGAAGAGCAGGAGCGCCGACAGCGGGAGGAGGAGGAGGAGGAGGAGAUGAGACGACUGGAAGAGCAGAGGAGAAAAGAUGAGGAGAGAAAGAAGCGGGAGGAGGAGGAAGAGGAAGCGAGAAGGCAGGAGGAGCUUGAGGCUGAGCGUCUACGUUUGGAGAGGCUAAGAGAGGAAGAGGAAAGGAAGGAAAAGGAGGAAGCAGAAAAGCAGAGGUUGCAAGAGAUUGAAGAAAAGAAAAAAAUGGAAGCAGAGGAGAGAAUGAGAAAGGAGGAAGAAGAGGAGCAAAAGAGGCUGUCUUUAGAGAAUCCGGAUGGCAGCUCAGAUCCACAGGAGAGGCAGAGGAGAGCUGAGGAGCUGCGCUGGAGAGAGAUGGAGGAGAGACAGAGGCCUUUCUCUUUCAAAGUUUCCUCUGGAGAAAACCAGAUUUUGUUCCAGAAGGUCAACCUGACACCUGUUACGCCGACCUCCAGCCACCAGAACGGUGCUGUAGCUGAUCAGAGGGAAGGCGCUAAGGCCUCCUCCUCUGAAGGACCAGACUCCCCCAACCUGCCAACAUCUCCAUAUGUCCCCCACACAGCCAUCCUGGUGACAGGUGCCCAGCUCUGUGGGACAGCUGUCAAUUUGGACCAGAUCAAAGAUACCGCUUGCAAGUCUCUGCUGGGUCUGGGAGAGGAUAAAAAGGCCCAGGGAACACCGCCAACCAAGAGCAAGACUUCACCAGACCGCAAGUCUGGCAAAACCAAAUCACUCAAUGAGUCCUCGCUCUCUACAGACCAGUCCAGUGCUGCCGUCCUGGCAGAGUGGGCUAGUAUCAGAUCGAAGAUAUUCAAGGGAGUAGAGGAGGGGAAGUAUGACGAGUACCCAGAACCGAGCAGAAGCCAGCCUCAGCCCAGCAGUGAAGAACAGCCUCCGUUUUCCCACACGAACCUCAGGAAGACAAUGUCAGCCAACGCCAAGUUCUCCAUCACCCCUGCAAAGAAGAAGUUUGGAGAUUCAAACAGAAACUCUGAGGUGUUCACUGCAGAUGACAAAGAAGCAGGAGAGGAAGCUCCUCCGUCUGAUAGCCCCACCGCAUCCUCGCCAGCUCCAACCAGUAAACCUCAAAACAGGACGAGUAAAACUGUCCGCAUCGUAGAAAGAGGGUCAGAGGAGUGUAUGUUUGCCAAAGACCUCCCUUCCUUCCUAGUUCCCAGCCCUGGAGCCAAACCCGAGGGGCCAGAGAUGAAGAGCAGAGGUCACAGUGAGACAGAGGUGUCUGAAAGCAGAGAGGAGGGAGAGGAGCAGGGCCCAGGAAGUGAGGAUAAGCCCUCACCUUUUGGCAUUAAGCUGAGGAGGACCAACUACUCCCUCCGCUUUCACAAUGAACAGUCCACAGAGAAAAGGAAGAAACGCUACAGUGCAGGGGACAGCUUUGAUGGUGUCCCUUCACCUCUCACCCCCAUGGAGCCAGACUCUGAUGCUUCCUCUGUCUUUUCUGACAAAUCAAGUCCUGCAUCGCCUCAGAAAGACGGUGUGGUCGGCAAGUACAUACAUGCAUCUGCCUCCCCCGCCAUCCCUCGGGCUAAAUCAGGCAAGUCUGCCAGCCCGACUGCACACAGUGAAGGUGAGAAGGUGCUUUCAAAGCCACCGCUCUACCGAAGACCAACCACAUCACCCAAACCUACUGGAGCAGUUCCGACACCUCCCCCAUCGCCGUUACCUAAAGUGGUUCAUGGCACUCCCAGUGAUGCCAUUCACUCAGUUCAGAGAACUGGGGGCGCAGAUUCCCCCAGCCAGGAGCAGACGAACAGGAGUGAGGAACCAUCAGCAGUGGCCCAGUUGCAGAGGAGCAGCCAUGGCCAGAUCCAAGGGGAAGAGGAGCCGAAAGAGAAGAGAUCCUUCUUCCCCUCCAUUAACAUCCCCUGGAGAGAGAAGGUGGACAGAAAGACAGAUAUCAUCAAGAGAGAAAAACCGUCACUACAGAGCAGGCACUCACUGGACAGCACAAAGGUUCAGGAGAAGGAAGCUGGGCCGUUAUGGAUCACACUGGCACUGCAGAAGCAGAAGGGCUUCAGGGAGCAGCAGCAGAACCGAGAGGACCGCCGUAGCCACAGAGAGGCCAAACUGGCAGAAAAACAAGCAAAAGAGAGAGACAGCGUUAGCCCCACAGAAAGCAAAGGAAGUGGGAGCACCAGUCCCAGUUCUAAACCUCAGACACCAGAGGAACCCAAGAGACCCGACAGCCUCCUGGGACGAUUUGAGCGCCGAGAACACCUGAAAAAAGCCAACACUUUACCCAGCUCUGUCACUGUUGAAAUUGCAGACUCUACACCAUCGCCACCUGCUGUCAAGGAAGUGUCAAAGCGCUUCCCCUCCAGUGACUCUCCGCAGGUGUCUACAGAGCCAGCCUGGCUGGCCUUGGCCAAACGAAAGGCCAAAGCCUGGAGCGACUGUCCUCAGAUCAUCAAAUAA